AUGUCGGAGCGUGACGCUCACAUUCCGGCGGAAGUAAUCUCCUACUUGCUCACCUUCCUACCGGUGAAGUCACUUCUAAGGUUCAAGUGCGUAUCAAAACCAUGGCUGGCUUUGAUAAACAGCCCAGACUUCAUCAAAAACCACAUCUCCCGCUCCCUCAAAACUAACCGUAAUCUCACCAUCAUCCUCGGUUACGCCUCAUCAAUCUACUCCGCCGACUUCGAUUCUUUUCAGGACAACGUGGCCUACCCUACCAAACUUACCCCUCCAUUAUCGCCGUCCAUCGACGCGCCUAUUCUAGUGCUGGGUUCUUGUAACGGGCUGCUGUUUCUGUCCACCACCUUAAAAGACAGCAUCAUAUGGAACCCAUCCACCAGAAAGCACCAGAAACUACCUCCAACCUCCAUUGAAUACCCAUGUGGCAGGUUUGUAUGGCAUUCUGAAACUGGGUUUGGGUAUGACUCUGUUCAUGAUGAUUAUAAGGUCGUAAGAGUCACCCAAUUUCACCUUGGUUGGGAGGAUGACUUUUUCCAGAAUGAAGUUAAGGUCUAUAGUUUGAACUCCAAUCAGUGGAGAAAGAUUCAAGAUUGUCCGUACUUUAUUCGGUAUCUAAAACUUGGCGGGACUUUUGCGGGCGAUGCACUGCACUGGAUUGCGGGUAACAGUCCGAGAUUGGGUACCGCCAAUCAAGUCGCUGCUUUUGAUAUAAGAAGUGAGGAGUGGCAUCUGCUGCCGCUUCCUAAAACCUUGGCUGGGGAUUUUUUCAUGAAUUUGGUUGUUUUGGGAGAAUGCAUUGGUUUGUUUUGCAAUUACUAUCGCGAUCACGUCGAUUUCUGGGUUAUGAAAGAAUACGGGGUGAGGGAAUCUUGGAUCAAAAUAUGCUCUGUUGUUCAGCCUACUCAUAUUCAGUCCUUUGAGCAAGUGAAGCCAAUAGGUUACUCAAACGAUGGGAAGCAAGUCCUUUUGGAGCAAAACUCUAGCUGCCUCGUGUGGUUUGAUUUGCAGGAAAAGUCUGUGAAGAGUGUUAGGAUUCAUGGUGGGCCCAAAUAUUUUAAUACAGAUGUUUGUCUGGCAAGCCUUGUCAAACUCCCUUACAGUGAUGUUCAACAAGUCCACCAGAAGAAGAAAACCCAAGAUAGGGGGAACCCGAAAGCUGGUCCGAAGAGAGAUGACUUUCUGUCAAGCGGGUUCAAAUUGGUGCUUUAAGCUGAUUGAGAAGGGGGUCAAACUACGACUUUUGUGAUGGCAGGACUGACGGUUCAU
Molecule: messenger RNA, 1263 nt
Organism: Coffea eugenioides
Lineage: Eukaryota; Viridiplantae; Streptophyta; Magnoliopsida; Gentianales; Rubiaceae
Product: F-box protein CPR1-like
Exons: 3
Coding region: 1-1206 (401 amino acids)
Molecular function (GO): protein binding
Source: RefSeq, a predicted model, not a curated record